Mizuhopecten yessoensis (Yesso scallop) is the source of this 1631-nucleotide messenger RNA. RefSeq names its product transmembrane protein 64-like. The transcript has 3 exons. Lineage: Eukaryota; Metazoa; Mollusca; Bivalvia; Pectinida; Pectinidae. Bases 512 to 1516 code for a protein of 334 amino acids. The record is from RefSeq and is a predicted model, not a curated record.
UUACGUUGUCAUGCUUUGAAUAUGGGACACGCACGCUACAAGUAAGCUGUGUGUAAUGUGCUGAUAUUUUCUCACAUGUGUUAUUGUUUAUAAGAUCAACAGAUAACAAGCCUUUCCGCCAAAAUUGCUUCGCCACUGUCAACUUGAAGAAACAGCAGCGUCCAGUACUACGUUACUGAAGACGAAAUUGUCAGGCGAAAACUUCAACAAGUGUCGCUCAAUACGAGAAAGUUUUUAUACAGUUUUGAUAGUUUCUGAAUGCAGUGUUAUAACAAUGCAUCCGUGUGUGUAUAUGAUCUUAUAGUAGAAUACGAACAGAGCGCUAGGGGUCGACUGCUCCGAUCGCACACCACGGGUCAAUAAUGAUGUCGGCCUACCUACAUAGCCACUGGAUACUGACUGUUGUUUGAUGAGGUGACUGUGACAAACCGUUAUCUAUAAAUAAUCAUCGAAUCGCAAGGUAGCCUAACUUUAUCAAUAUACUAUCACCGACCUGCUACCUAUUUUAACCAUGACUUCGUGUUCUGAUGGGUUCAAUCAGUUCAAGAUCCACCACAUUACACAGCAGUCCAAACUCCUGUUAGGCGAGUCUUCAACUCUUGAUGAGCUGUUCCUGUGUAGAAAACUUAACCUGGAGGGGACUCAAACCAUUGCAUACCAACCGCUACACAAUGAACGUAGUUCAUCCUCUAAUGGGGAUGAGGCAACUGCAUUUAUAUGCAAUGAGGAGACGAAGGAAUUCCAACCCAGCAGUGCAGAGACUGAUAUAUUCCGAACUGGUCCAAGUUGUUACCAAGUUUCAAUUUCUUCAGUAUUUGUAAUAUCAUUGAUAUGUUUACUUGUCGUAGCAUGUCGCCAUUACAUCAGAAACUUACUUCUCUGGUUAGAAGAAACAGAACCCGCAAUAAGCUGCACAAUAUUUCUGGUGCUAUUCACAGUGGUGUCCUUUCCCAUGGCAUGGGGGUACAUGCUCCUCAUGGUAGCCGCCGGAUAUCUAUAUGGGAUAUUAUAUGGACCUCUAGUUGUUGUGACAUGUGGGGGUAUAGGGAUUCUUGUUGCACAUUUAGUUAUGAAAAAUUGCUGCAAGAAUUGUAUUAUGAAAAGAUUCUACAACGAUAAAAUGGAAGCUGUGAUACGGGUGGUGGAAAGCGGCCAGGGAUUUAGGGUGGUCGCUCUCUCAAGACUUACGCCCAUUCCUUUUGGACUUCAAAAUGGUUUAUUUGCACUGACGAACAUCCAUUUAUUGACAUAUAUAGCUUCGUCCAUCUUGGGUCUGGUGCCUACAUCUAUUUUAAACUGUUAUAUGGGGACAACGGUGCGGUCCAUGGAAGAUGUACUGUCCGAUGACUCCAACAAAACUACUGGCUACAUUAUAUUUAUAGUUCAGAUUUUGAUUACGUUCCUUUUGUUGUGGUUUGUGGUGAGAAAGGGGAGGAUGGAGCUGAAGAGGGCAGUUGAGGGGGAGGAGAAACCAGAAUUUAUACCUCUGACAGAAAUUAAAGAUGACAGCAGCUGAUCAUGUGGAGCCGUAGAAAGAAUUUACUCUAUAGUAAAUCCCGUUUUCUUUAAGCAUUAAAUUUUUCCCUUUUUUUUGCUCAAUAUCUCACAUGUUGGAGAAGUUUGUGUCUUGC